Molecule: messenger RNA, 273 nt
Organism: Cotesia congregata
Lineage: Eukaryota; Metazoa; Arthropoda; Insecta; Hymenoptera; Braconidae
Source: the annotation of a GenBank genome assembly
AUGUUAAGAGAAAAUGUUUUUCUCACCUUUCAAGCGUCGACUUUCAUAAAACGUGCAUCCAGCCACAAACUUUCCACAUCUCUUACCAUGCCGCAUCCCGGACCGGGAAUCGAACCCGGAUCUUUUGGUUACGCACCAACGGCUCGGACAGUUAAGCUAUCUGAGACAUCGUCCGUAACAACCUUUCAGUCUAAUAAUUUUUUGUUUAACACGAUAACAGAAAAAUAUUUGUUAAAAUAUAGUCGAUGUAACUAUUUAUCAAUAUUUACUUAA